AUUUUUUACAUUUUUCUUUGUGUGUGUGCGUGCGUGCGUGCGCGCGUGUGUGUGUGUGUGUUAUGUUAAAAUUCGUUUUACCUUUUUGGUCGUAAAUAUUUGCCAACUGAAGACAGAGCUCUGAUCAGCAGCAAAACGUUGCGACCAAACAGAUAACAAUGAACAUAGCGCAUAGAAAAACAAUUAAAGCAUAUUUCAGAACAGUAAUACCACAUUCAACCCGCCUUACUAUUGUUGGUAAAAAUGCACGUGGACGCGCGUUUAUCGAUGAUCCGUGUCUUUACUGUCAUUGUUUACGUUCCUGCGACAGCCGACAGCGACGGACAAUAAUAUGGCAGGCAGUACAGCUGAUGCUGCAGGAAUGGCAGCAACACAGGCAACAACCGCAGCAGCAGAUUGACCGCCUUCAACAAGCGAUUAAUCUGCUGCUGCAAAGAACGGCAGCGGGAGCAACCGCAGCAAAAGCAAAUGCAGCAGGAGCAAUCCGAGCAGCAGCAGCAGCAGCAAUUGCAGCAUCAGCAGGAAAAGCAACCAAGUCAAGCUCAGGAGCGGCAGCAGAAUAAUAGUAAUAUAAUAUUUAUAUUUAAAUGUAUAUAUGCAAAAACACAAAUACACAAACACACACACACAAAGUAAA
This is a messenger RNA of Solenopsis invicta (red fire ant), 637 nucleotides long. RefSeq lists its product as uncharacterized. The transcript has 2 exons. The coding region runs from base 159 to 563 and encodes 134 amino acids. The record is from RefSeq and is a predicted model, not a curated record. NCBI's taxonomy places the organism in Eukaryota, Metazoa, Arthropoda, Insecta, Hymenoptera, Formicidae.